AUGAAUUGUUGGCGUUUUGGUCGAAGCAAAACUUCAGUGGCUGCAUCAGAAGAGAGUAAAAAAUCAGAAAAUGACUCUUCUGUGCAAAAUGAUCACGAAUUUAACGACUUGCGCAUACCUCUAACAAGGAAACAAAAGUUUGUGCUAAUUAGGAACUGGAAGGGAAUUGAACGUGACGUAACUACCGCUGGCAUCGAAAUGUUCCUCAAAAUGUUGGCAGAUCACCCAGAAUACUACGAGUUAUUCCAGUUUCGGAAUAUUGCUGGAGAAGCUAAGGAGAAUCAAGCAAGUGAUGAACGUUUGAGUGCUCACGGCGCAGCUGUUAUGAAGUUUAUUGGACAAGCUAUUAGUCAAGUUGAAGACGCUGACGCGUUUUUUGCGUUGCUUGAAGCAAAUGGCAUGAGACAUGCACAUAAAAGAUUGUUCAAGCCUGAAAUGUUUUGGGAAAUGGAGCAACCAUUUUUAUACUCAGUUAAAUUAACUCUCGGAGAACGCUAUACUGAUAACAUGGAUGCUGUAUAUAAGACGAUAAUUCAGCUCAUUUUACAACGAAUGGAGCACGCGUGUCGAACAGAAACUAUGAAGAUGCAAAACCAAAAUAUUAGAAUGUAG
Thelazia callipaeda (thelaziosis nematode) is the source of this 612-nucleotide messenger RNA. The record is from the annotation of a GenBank genome assembly. Lineage: Eukaryota; Metazoa; Nematoda; Chromadorea; Rhabditida; Thelaziidae.